GAUAGAGAGAAAAUGAAGCGCUCUUGGCUGUGGAGAUUUUUAAUACUGCUGCAAGUUUAUGUUUUAUGUUUGGUUCCCGCGUCAGGUCAACAGUGGAAGAACAUUAGAGACACGAUUUCUGAUGCUGUUAAAGGGCACACUCCAUGCAACCCAGUCAACUGUAGCUGCCAUCUAAGUGUCCUACAAGAUGACUUGCGGCCCUUUAAAGGCAGAAUCUCUGAGGAUCUCAUGGCUGCAACUGUUCAGAGAGGGGUGGGCACCCACUAUCAGAUCAUCGGACACAAGUUGUACAGAGAACACAACUGUAUGUUUCCUGCCAGGUGCAGUGGGGUGGAGCAUUUCAUCUUGGAGGUGAUUGACAGGUUACCUGACAUGGAAAUGGUGGUAAAUGUCAGGGAUUACCCUCAAGUCCCCAGCUGGAUGCAGCCAACCCUGCCUGUCUUCUCUUUCAGUAAGACGGCAGACUAUCAGGACAUCAUGUACCCUGCAUGGACGUUUUGGGAGGGAGGGCCUGCUGUGUGGCCCAUAUACCCCACUGGACUGGGUAGAUGGGAUCUAAUGAGGGAUGACCUUAAAAAGUCUGCAGCACAGUGGCCAUGGAAACAGAAAGAGUCCAGAGGAUUUUUCAGAGGCUCCAGAACCAGUCCAGAACGCGACCCUCUGAUUCUUUUGUCCAGAGAAGCUCCAGAGCUGGUGGAUGCAGAGUACACAAAAAACCAGGCCUGGAAGUCUGAGAGGGACACACUAGGGAGACCCCCAGCCAAAGAAAUCCCCCUGGUCGAUCACUGCAAAUACAAAUAUUUAUUCAACUUCCGAGGUGUGGCAGCCAGUUUCCGCCUCAAACACCUCUUCCUCUGUGGUUCCCUGGUGUUUCAUGUGGGGGAUGAAUGGCAGGAGUUUUUCUACCCUCAGCUCCAGCCCUGGGUCCACUACAUCCCAGUCCAGCAGGAUCUCUCUGAUGUCAGGGAACUCCUGCAGUUUGUCAAAGAGAAUGAUGACAUUGCACAGGAGAUUGCCACAAGGGGUAAAGAAUUCAUCCUCGACCACCUGCGGAUGCAAGAUGUGUCCUGCUACUGGAGGAGACUCCUCACUGAGUUCAGCCGUCUUCUCACCUACAAACCCAAAAGAAAGAGUAACUACAACCAGGUUGUCCACAGACCUAGCAAGACGGAGCUAUAAGCGUGAGACUCUGCAGGACCAGGGCACCUGUAGUGAAGGGAAACUCUAGAUAAUGAAUGUAAUCACUGCAGUACUACGUAGUAUUUUCUUCAAUGUUACAUGUUAGUUUUGGCAAAAGCUCAUCUAAAGUCAAAAGCUUUGUCCAGGUAGUUCUCACAUUUAUGUCCGUUGAGUCCAGUGUUUUAGUCUCAAGUGCAGCACAGUUGAACCAUGUGUUACUGUUACAGGGCACAAAGCUUGGUAUUCCACAGUCAAAAGUAUAGUUUAGUAUGUUGACUGUGGAUGCUGCCAUACCUUCAGGUGCCACUAGAUGUCUUACAUGCCAACUCUUAGUCAUUUAUCACUCUGGUUCAUUUAGUGGAUCAGUUUUUAUGGCUGCUGUCUACACUCAAUCAAAGUAACAUCUACUAUAUGUUAGCUGUGUUUUAAGACUUCAUCAAGUUCAGUUUGCUCAUCAUGACAAAUACUCUUCAGCCCCUAAAAAAAGGAGUAUGAUGUCUUCUGUGGCUCUGAAGGGACAGAAAAUGACUAGUGAUAUCAUUGGGGUUAUUUUGUCUUCGGCUUGGAGACUACACUUUUCUUUUUAGGAAAAGCUACAUCUUAACUGGGGCUGUGGUGUUUGAAUAAUAUGGUAGGGAGUGUCAAAUGAAAUAUCAUCUGACUUUUUUAAAAACAAAAAAAUCUGUCUCAUGAAUUGUUGGAUUGACCCUUAAACAUGUUUUGUAAAGACUUUAUGUUGUUUUGUAACAUUAAUCACGAAUAACUGGGCUUAAGACAGAUUUUCAUGAGAAUCAGACUACUUGCAGAAAGCUGCUUAAAAGUGUAACUAUUUUUUGUUUUGAAUUUGUAUUUGAGCAUCAACUUGGUUACCCCUAGUGACGUGCGAGGACUAAAUGUGAGAAGUUCAGUGCCUUGCUCAACUUAAAUCUGGCCUGGCGACCACUCACCAAAAUCUAAUGAAGAUAUUGCCCUUUCAGCUGUGAAGCAACUAAAACUCAGCUUUUAGGUACUUGAAGUGUGAGGUUGACUUUCAACUGGUGCUCAAAUAUCCAUGCAAGAUGUGCCAAUAAUAUUAAUCACAAAUGCCAUGUUGUUACAUUUGCAAUGCAGCCAAUUGUACUGUAAGGCUUCCCGGAAACAGUGCACCACAUGGAACACUUGUUUGCAAUAUCUUGAUCUGGGUUUUUUGUAUGAAGAAAAUAUGGGAGAUAUUCUACCCAAGCACCCUGAUAUUUACUCAAUUUAUCAAUGGAAAUCAAAGUAAUGGGGAGCCUUACACAGGAGCUUUGCUACCCUCUACUGGACAACUGAAGGAACUCCAGUAGCCCUUCACCAAAUGUCAUUGCAACAUGUCCAUGUACUGUUUGAUUUACUUGUCAGUGUCUGCAUUUGGAUGGGUUCUGCCAUACCUCUGAUAACUUGAAAGCACAAAAGAGUCAUUCAGAGCCACCACUUCAUUCCACACUAAGUGCCAACAGUUAGCAAUAAUAACAGAGUAAAUAUUUCAUGUGCAGAGUUUCCUAAAAAGAAAAACACUCUUAAUGGUUUUUACCUCUUGAAAAGAAUGUGUCUAAUGUUGACAGGUGAUAGAUGAUGUAAAGUUGAUGCAGGAUAAUGUUGAAUAUGUUGUAGUAUUCACAUUGUGCUGUGAACAACGAGAUUCUCACUGAUGUAAGAUUAUUUUUUACACUAUUGUAAAGAACUGUGGUAAUAAAAAAAGCUGGUCCAUUAGUAUGAAUUGAAUAUGAGUUGAAUUGACCAAAAAGCUGUGAUGCUGCGCCUGGUCAGAGUGUAACAUCCAGGUUGUUGUGGCUUGUGCAGCAUUUUGUUUUUGUGUCAAUAAAAAGUUUGUCUCUUGAAACAUC
Molecule: messenger RNA, 3044 nt
Organism: Epinephelus lanceolatus (giant grouper)
Lineage: Eukaryota; Metazoa; Chordata; Actinopteri; Perciformes; Serranidae
Gene: poglut1
Product: protein O-glucosyltransferase 1
Biological process (GO): protein O-linked glycosylation; positive regulation of Notch signaling pathway
Cellular component (GO): endomembrane system
Molecular function (GO): UDP-glucosyltransferase activity; UDP-xylosyltransferase activity
Source: RefSeq, a predicted model, not a curated record